Messenger RNA from Eriocheir sinensis (Chinese mitten crab), 6515 nucleotides. Its product is annotated as poly(A)-specific ribonuclease PARN-like. NCBI's taxonomy places the organism in Eukaryota, Metazoa, Arthropoda, Malacostraca, Decapoda, Varunidae. The transcript is spliced from 16 exons. Gene Ontology annotation, biological process: nuclear-transcribed mRNA poly(A) tail shortening. The record is from RefSeq and is a predicted model, not a curated record. Bases 225 to 1955 code for a protein of 576 amino acids. Gene Ontology annotation, cellular component: cytoplasm. Gene Ontology annotation, molecular function: RNA binding; poly(A)-specific ribonuclease activity.
GAGGGAGGGAGAGAGCGAGGGAGGGACCGAGAGAGAGAGAGAGAGAGAUAGAGCGAGCCACAACAACAACACACCGGCCGCAAGCACCCAAACUUGACGAGCCGCUGAUGGACGCAGGAAACUGACGUCUUUAUCUCUCCAAGGCCACAGACACACCUUCCGGAGCCUCCCCAGUCCUCCCCAUAGUCUCCCCAAGCUGAGGUCACGAGCACUAGGUCACCACGAUGGAGGUCACAGUUGAGAACUUCGCGGAGACUCUUCCCAGCAUCCUGCAGGCGGUGGAGCGAGCAGAUUUUAUUGCUAUUGACGCUGAGUUCACAGGGCUGCGGCGCAAGGAGACGUCUCGGUACUGUGAACUUGACACCAUUGAACAAAGGUACACCAAGGCUCGGGAAGCGGCGAAAGACUUUGGAAUGAUACAGUUUGGCAUUACAGCAUUCAGAUACAUACGAGAAAAGUCAUCGUACUCGCAUGCAACUUUCUCCUUCUACCUGCUGGGCAAGACAGGUGACAUGCUGUACUAUGACAACACAAGCCUCAAGUUCCUUGCUGACAAUGGAUUUGACUUCAAUAAGUUAUUUAAAAGUGGAUUACCUUACCUCUCAAUACUGGAGGAAACUGAGAAAAGAGCAGAGUUUGUCAAUCAAGCACUAGAGCCUUACCCUCCCACGCCAGUGAAGGUGGCAGAGGAAAAGGCAAGAAAAUUUUUGACAGAGACAGAGGAAAAAAUUGAAGCUCUUUUAGCAGAUGACACCCGAGAAACUUUGAUUAUCCCAGGAGGGACUUUGCCGGGCUUCCACCGCAAACUCCUCUACAACAACAUUGCCGCCAAGUACAAGAAUGUCCUCGUGCGGAGCCUCACGAUAGACCAGGAAAGGAAUAUCGAGAUCCGUAAAUUUGACUCCCCUGAAGCCAGACUAAAGUUCUUGGAGGCGGAAAGGGAACGGAAAUUAGAUGAAAAAGUCGGCUUUACACACGUGGUCCGCAAGGUGCUGGAGAGUGGCAAGCCGCUGGUGGGCCACAACAUGAUGCUGGACCUGUUCCACCUGAUAGAGAAGACGGUCCAGCCGCUCCCCGACACACUGGAGCAAUUCAAGAGCAUGGUCCGGGCAAACCUUCCAGCCGUCUAUGACACCAAACUGAUUGCCAAGGAUCCUCCAUUUUGUGUAGACAUCCCUAUCACCUCCCUCGGCAACCUGUACAACGACCUCUGCAGCAAGUUUAAUCCACCGAAAUUCACUGUGGAGGACAGCUACGUGAGCCACACUCUGAAUGGUGACGACCGGGCGCACGAUGCUGGCUAUGACGCUUUCAUGACCGGCGUGUGCUUCAUCACCAUGGUGAAGAAGCUGGAGGGUGCCAAUUGGAAGAACAAAUCUGUGAUCAGAUCAAAACAUUUAGUGAAUUUUGCCAGCAGAUUGAAUAACAUGAGCUCGCACGACAUUCCUUUCCUCAACUUGGUGGGGCCAGACGUUCAAACAAACAGAAGUCACAUAUUCUGUGUGGACUGCCCUUCAAGUUGGAAUGUGGCGAAUGUUCACAGUCUCUUCCACAUGAUGAAGCCAAUAAAGCUUGUGUGGGUCAGCAGCACCUUCCUCUAUGUCAUUCCUCCUGAAGAUGUAGCCUUAAGUGCCUGCAAACUGUACCUAAAGGACAUCCAGGGGUCAUGUCCCCCCAUGGUGCGGGUGAGGCUGUAUGGUGACACGUUGUCCACCAAAAGGAAGUCCCAGUCUGAUGAAGUGGCACCCGGAUGUGAGCCCAGUGCCAGCCGGGUUCAUGAAUUCAAGCGAUUGAAGAGUGUUGGGUCAGACCAGCUCUCCAAGAUGAGCCUUGAGUCCCCAAGCAUGGAAGAAGUCCCUCCAAUAUAUGCCAAUGCUAUUGACAAUGGAAAACGGAAGAAGACGGAUCAAGACUCGGCCUCUGAUGGGGUGUUUGCCAUCCCUGAUGAAUGGUAGGUUCACAGGGCCCACACACACCUAACCUGAGUCAUGUUCAAAUUUCAUAAGCUGCCAGAGACAAAGGGGAGAAAUGUCAGGUCCAGGGUUUUUAUCUUUCCCAUAUCUUGCUCAUAAGCAUCAGAUCUAGAACUCAGUUAGUCAUAUCUAAGGUUUGCAUUUUUCUACUGUUUUUCUUCAAUUUACUUUUCUUACACCACCUUGACCUUCCAUGGACUCCAUUUACUUAAGAACUGAAAAAAAAUUGGUUAAAUUGUCGACAUUCCAUUAUUGUUUUGAUUGCAUUUUUCAUCAGUGUGUGAGGAGAAACUUAAUGAAAAAGUGGAAGAAUAUGUGGCAAAACAAUAUAUCAAGCAUCUUUUUACUUCCAUGAAAGCUGGUGAGGAUUGGGGUGGGUAAAAAAUAGGCAUGUGAUGCAAGACUCAGUAUUCAUAGUUGAUAGUGCCCUGCGGGAUGUUUGGAAAGAUGAUUUUAUGAUUAUAUUUAAGUGUACAAUGGAGAAUUCAGGUUCAGAAUGUUAAGCUCCCCAAGAACCAUGUAAAUGAUAUUUUCUUACAACUGUACCAGCAACCUAAUACAGGCAACCAUCCUUAAACAACUGUUCUCUUAUACCAUUAACUUUCCCAAUCAAAAAUCUAUAUACAAUACUACCUUACAAAUGGUUACAUGAUCUGUCUAUGAUUGGUGGUGCAAUUACAUGAUCACCGUGCUACACAAUGGUGUUUAGACACACGCAUACAGAUACAUGGAGCUCUGUAGUUCAGUGGUUGGCAUGCCCACCUCACAACUAGGCAGAGUGGAUAGGGAUGGGCAGUCUCCUUCAAUUCAUACCUUCUGUCCACCCAGCAAGGAAUGUGUGCCGAUUAUCAGACAGGCUGUGUCCCGCCUCCCGGGUGGGUUUGGGUGGGAUGUGAGGUCUCGGCCGUACCCAAAGAUUCAUUCAUACGUAGCUCAAAACUCAAAAUGAGGAGGGAACAGACCAAACCUGACCAGCACUUAAGCAGAUUAUGAGUAAAUGUGCUUGAAGGAUGUCAAUAAAUACAGCUGUCCACAUAAAAGCCCUGAUCUUUGAAAUGGUCCUGACAGGAAGAUUAUCUCAAAACUUACAUGAAUUUGAUUGAUUGACACACAGACGGGACCCCUUCAGCAUUGCUUAUUUCUUGUUUAUUACAACUAAAAUAAACACACACACACACCAUACUGCCUAACCAUUGCCUAAAGUCACACACUGCGCGUCAGCUUGUCGCUGCCUCCCCUUCAUCUUAUUUUGACUUUAGGAACUGACUGCGUGUGUGGUCAGCAGCCUGGCAAGAGCUAAAUGAGGCUUUUAGACUGUGGUGUGGCUUGUAGAUAAUAGUGCUGGACAGUUUCAAGAAAUAAAUAUCAUUUUUUUUCAAUAUUUAAUUUUCUUUAGAAUUAUUUUAUUAUAUUUUUAAAUAAUAAUUGCAAAUAAACACUUGAGUUUGGUAGAGGGCUCUUUUAUCAUGAAUUCUUUCUUAUUUUUUAAGUGGCUAGGAGUUCAUCCCCCUGCAACUCAUGGUGUAAUGCUAUUGGUAAACAAUCAGUCACUCUAUGACAAAUAAUUUAAGAACUUAAUACAAUCAUAGAGGGAAGGAUGCCUGUAUUUUUUUUACAUUACUAACACAUAAGCAUAAUGAUGCUUGUAGUUAAACUGGGUCUAGUGAACCUCCAGCUACAAAUUUGUACAUUGUCUCAUGAGCAGAGCAGUGUUUUGGGAUAUGCAUGAAUGGACAUGUGUGUACAUAUGUGAACAAGUGUAUUCAGAGAGAGUACUUAUGAAGCAAUGUACAAAUUUUUGGGGUACCCUCAAUUUCUCACCUUAGUAGAGAAAAGUUUGUACCUCAAAGUAUUGAAUUACUACUAAAAGUCAUCAUGCUUGGUAAUUUGUUAAGGUUACAGUUAUCUGUUUAAUCACGAUUGCUGACAUUAAAUUGCAUUUCCUUAUUUCCUCACUCAUGAACUUCAGUAAGCACCCUAUGCUGGUAUCAGGCCAUGUAGUACAGUAUGGUAUGGUAAUAUUUUUUGUAUUCCGAAUAAUGGAUUAAUACCGUACCGUAAUUCCGUAUUGUACCUGAAAAUGAUUUAGUACCACACAACUAUGAUUAGUUAUUAUACCAUAAUUUCAUACUUGUUUCCAUGCCUAAAAAGAAUAAAAGAUCCAUUUUUCAAGGUGUAAUAUAUAAACAAAUUUACUACUACUAUUACUCAUCAUCAUCGUCAUUUCGUUUAACGUCCGUUUUCACUCUUCUUGAGCGGUUGGAUGCUUUAUGGUUCUCUUCCAUUCUACUCUGUCUUCUGCCCGCUCAUCCAAUCCCAUCAAUGCCAAGUCUUCCUGUAUACACCUUCUCCACGUUUUCCUAGGUCAACCAACUGGUCUCCUUCCUUCUACCUCUAAUCUCCAAAACUCCUAGCAUUGUAUCCUCCCCUGCUCUCUUCAUAUAUCCAAGCCAUCAGAGUCUUUCCCUUCUGAGCACUAUUUCCAGGUCCUCUACUCCACAUCUGUUAGCUAAAUCUGCACUGGACACCCUAUCUUGCCACCUGAUCCCCGCCAUAUAUCUCAGCAGUCUGUGAUCACUUUCUCUCAAUACCUCCAUCAAUUUUCUAGUUAGAGCCCAUGUUUCUCCUCCAUACAACAUCACUGAUCUAAUACACACUUGGUACACCCCUGCUCUGCUCUUUAGAGGGAUGCUAUAAUUUAUGAGUAGACUAGCCACCUCCCUCCACUUUAACCACGCUGCCGCCACUCUCGCUCUCACUGUCCUCUCCACUCUCGCCUCACAGUCCAGAACAUCUCCCAAAUAACUGCUAAUUAAAUACUAUAAUAAUAAUAAUAAUAUAAUAACUAAUGAUAAGUUUUCAGUGAGUAUAUAAUUAGGUACACCUCAUAAGUGAGAGAUACAACUAACUUUUGCCCUGGUAUACUGCCAUCAGAUGUCAGUAAUUGUGAUGGUCAUGGGCCGUGGCUGGUACCCAUGCCAACACUUACCCCACUGAGCUAAAGGAUAAUCCUAAAUCCAGAUCCACACCCAGGCACCUGCACUAAGAACCCCACCUAGCUAAUGAAGUCAACCCCAAGUGUUAAUAUAGCCAGAAUUCUGUCUCACUAAACUUGCCCUAGGGUGAUUGGAGGUUACAGUCUCACCCAUAUUUACCCAUCUAACAAUGCGAUUUGGUGUGGAAAUGGUAUGAUUUAAGUAUGAAAAUAUCUGUACCAUACUGUACAUAAAAAAGACAUGGAACUGUAAUAUCAAACCAUAAUUAUACCCACAAAUAAUUGUAUCAAACCAUGAUUAUACCCACAAAUAAUUGUACCGUGCCACAAUUCCGUACUACAUGCCCUGGCUGGCACCAGCCAUUGGGAUUGUUUUCAUAGUCUUUGCCACUGUCGCACUUCCCACUAUCGUAUAUAUUUCAAAAUGAGCUGCUAAAAGCAGUAUCAGUAAAGUGUGAAAAAUUUUAGCUUUACAUGGUAUAUGUGUGUUCUGUCCAACUUGAAAUUAUGAGUAACUGAGUUCUUGAUCACUCUCUCACCUUGGUAUUUCUUCAACAGGUGUGAGAUAUCAAAAAGUGAGGGAAGACUGCAUAUAGUAGCAUUAGCUAUUGCUUUGUUUAUCUUUUUUAAGUGGUUUUGGUAAUGAUGGCAAACAGUUAAUUUAGAUAACCCUAAAAAGUGUUUAAUUUUGCCAAUACCAUUGGCAAGGUGGAGAGACUUGAACAGUUCAUGCAUGUUUCUGUAUCACGACGCACAUAAAUUCUCACUCAAGGUAACCACAGUAUGCUUACAUUCUUCAUAGCAUUUUGUCAUGAGUAGUGCAAUAUGUACACACACACACACACACACACACACACACACACACUAUAUAUAUAUAUAUAUAUAUAUAUAUAUAUAUAUAUAUAUAUAUAUAUAUAUAUAUAUAUAUAUAUAUAUAUAUAUAUAUAUAUAUAUAUUAGAUGUGUAGCUGGUGUGUCAUUAAGAAAAACUGGCUGAGUGACUGUUUCCAGCCUCUCCACAGCGAGUGUUGGUAAGGAGCUAUUGUGUUGAUUGAUUUCUGGAUGAGUUAAUGAAUCCAAGAUGCUUAGUGACAUUGAUUUUGGUGUCUUUUCUCACCGUACUGAAUGCAUUCAGGACACAGUUUCUGUAUGUGUUUCAAAGAUAAAUUCAGUAAGGAGGUAUAUUUGUACAUGAACAUAAGUAGUGAACUUGUUUCAUUAUAUAGAGCAAAUGUGGCUGUUGAACACAAAGAAUACAAUAAUAUAUUAAGUUGAUUUUUAAAUGUCAUACUUGCUCAAGACACAGAGUAAUUUUGUGCAGGUCUGAUGUAUUCAAAGACUUUAAAAGUGCAAAUUUUAAUUGUAAAGUCACAAUAGCAGCCAAUGACAUUUUGAAAUGGUUGCAAAACUGUGAUUUAAAAACUUUGUGUGUAUUUCCAGUAUUAAAUACAUGAUGCAGACAAAACUGCAAAUGCAGGUGAUAUAGAUGUCCUCUGCUAACCAUAUUUUCAUGGUUAGCUUCUAUAAAUACAUUCUUUUUAUACACAU